AAUACAAUAUUGAAUAGUAGUGGUGAUAAUAGGCAUCCUUGUUUCAUCCCUGAUCUUAUUUGGAAGUCUUCUAGCUUAUUCCCAUUACAUAUAAUGCUUGCUGAUUUUUUUAGAUAGAUACUACCUCUCAUUUUAAGGAAAAUUCUAUUUAUUUCUGUGAUCUUUAGUAUUUUUAAUAGGAAUGGGUGCUAUAUUUUGUCAAAGGCUUUUUCUGUAUAUAUUAUAUUAGUCACAUGAUUUCUGUUGGUUUUGCUAUAGAUAUGGUCCAUUAUGCUGAUAGUUUUCUUAAUAUUGAAGUGACCCUGCAUUCCUAUUAUAAAUCCCACAUGGUCCUAGUGUAUUAUCCCGAUGAUAAUUUGCUAUAAUGUCUUUGUUAAUAUCUUAAAAAUUUUUUUUUGCAUCAAUAUUCAUUAAGGAAUUUGGUCUGUAAUUUUCUUUCUCUGUUUUGGCUUUUCCUGAUACAGAUAUCGGCACCAUUUGUGGUGGAACACCGUUGCUCAUUCUUUUUCAAAUAGUUUAUAUAAUAUUGGAAUUUAUUGUUCUUUAAAUGUUUGGAUAGAAUCUAUCUGGUCCUGAAGGUUCUUUCUUAGGUUGUUCAUCGGUGGCUUGCUUAAUUUCUUUGUCUAAAAUGGGGUUAUUUAAGUAUUUUAUUUCUUUAAUCUGGCAAUUUAUAUUUUUGUAAAUAUUCACCCAUUUCACUUAGAUUGUCAGAUUUAUUGGCACACAGUUGGGCAAAAUAGCUCCCAGUUAUUAUUUUAAUUUACUCUUUAUUGUGAUCAAUUCACCUUUUUCAUUUUUGAUACUGGUAAUUUGAUAUUUCAUUUUUUAAAGUUUUCUCUAUUUUAUUCUUUUUUUCCCCCUUAUUAAACCAGUUCUUAGUUUUAUUCAUUAGUUCAGUAGUUUACUUACUUUUAAUUUUAUUGAUUUCUCCUUUUAGUUUUAGAUUUUCUAAUUUGGUAUUUAAUUGGGAAUUCUUAAUUUGUUCUUUUUCUAGCUUUUUAAAUUGCAGGCCCAAUUCAUUGAGCUCCUCUUUCUCUGUUUUACUCAUGUAAACAUUUAGAGAUAUAAAAUUUCUCCUAACAGUUGCUUUGGCUGCAUCCCAUAAAUUUUGGUACAUUUGUCUCAGUAUUGGCUUUCUCUUGUAUGAAACUGUUUUUUGUUUUGAUUGUUUUAUUGAUCGUUUGUUUGGAAUUCUUUAGGAUUAGAUUGUUUAAUGUCCAAUUAAUUUUUAAGUCUAUCUUUUCAUGGCCCUUUACUGCAUGUCAUUUUGUUUUUUAUGCAUCAUGUUCUGAAAAGGAUGCAUUUGACAUUUCUGCCUUUCUGCAUUUAGUUGUGAGAUUUUUCUGUCAGUUUUUGUGUAGAUGCCAUGCACUGCUGGAAAAAAAGCUACUUUCCUUUCUAUCCCCAUUCAGUUUUCUCCUGAGGUCUAUUAAUCAUAUCUAACUUUUCUAAAAUCCCAUUAACUUCCUUAACUUCUUUCUUGUUUAUUUUGUGGUUAGAUUUAUCUAGUUCUGAGAAGGAGGGGAAUGCUAGGUAUUUGUAUAGUUUUGCUGUCUAUUUCUUCCUGGAACUGACUUAACUUUUCCCCUAAGAAUUUGGAUGCUAUACCACUUGGUGCAUAGGUUUAGUAGUGAUAUCGCUGCAUUGUCAAUGGAACUUUUAGAAAGCUGUAGCUUCCUUCCUUAUCUCUUUUAAUUAGAUCUGUUUUUCUUGUCUAAGAUCAGGUUUGCUACCCUUCUUUUUCAUUUCAGCUGGAGCAGCCUUUUACCUUUACUCUGACUGUUAUAAACAUUUUAUAGGAUUCUCUUUUUAAAUUCAUUCUGCGAUCUGCUUCCACCUUAUGGGAGAGUUCAGCCCAUUUACAUUCACUAUUACACCCCUUCCCUUCCAACCAACAUGAUGGAAGGGGGAGAGAUACUGUUAUCUUGGGGAUUUGAUAGGACUCUGAGAUGCAGAAGUGUGACUGGCUCCUGGAUGUCCCCUUGCUGGGAAGAGAUCUGAGGUCAGGGGUUCCCAGUCUCCAAGCUGGGCAUUCCAGUCCUGUCCCACAUCCUUCCUAGGGUGAGACGGCUUCACUAAGGAAAGGAGCCUGCUUCCCUGGGAAGGGCAGGGCAGGAGCAGACGCUCCGAGGGUUGGGGCAGAUAGCAGAGACCUUGGGGUUCAAGAGUGUCCCUUCAGGCCCCAGCAACCCCCUUCUAAUGGGAGCCCCUUCCGGUCCGGGCCCCCAGCUGUCCCCCUCCUGCACGUCUCCCCCUCUGUCUCUCCCCCCUGCAGGGUCCAGAUGUGCGGGCUCACCAGUUUGGGCUGUGAGACGCUGGCCUUGGUGCUGAGCAGCUGCCCCAGCCUGAGGCAGCUGGACCUCAGUGACAGCCACGUGGGAGAGGAAGGCGCCAAGCUGCUGGGCCGGGGCCUGCUGCAGCCAGGCUGUCGGCUGCAGAGCCUCAGGUUGUUCCGGGCAUCCCUGACUGAGGCUGACAAGGCCGAGCUGGCGGCCGUGGCCAGGCCAAGCCUGGCCUGGAGAUCUCCUACCUGAGUGACAAUAGGAUCGGGUUACAGCCCUUGGGGCUCCCCUGAUCUGGGAUGCAGGAGCAGCAAAAGGCAGCAGCAGAUCCUGAAGUGGACCCUCCCCACCGCCCCCAUUGGAUCUCAGAACCCUUGGCUGCCCGCUCAGCCUCCUACAGGAACUCUGGCUCCCUAGUACCUCCAGGAUAAAAAUGGCCAGGUCAGCGUUAGGCCUGGGGAGCAUUAGAACCCGGACCCGCGGUUCGGGGGCCUCUGCCUCGCUGGACAAGACCCGCCAGCACAGCCCGACUGUGGAGGAGCCUGACCCCCAGAAGUCGCCCCCUUAGCAG
Molecule: messenger RNA, 2853 nt
Organism: Antechinus flavipes (yellow-footed antechinus)
Lineage: Eukaryota; Metazoa; Chordata; Mammalia; Dasyuromorphia; Dasyuridae
Product: ribonuclease inhibitor-like
Exons: 2
Coding region: 2283-2534 (83 amino acids)
Cellular component (GO): cytoplasm
Source: RefSeq, a predicted model, not a curated record